GAUGCACAUCCAACAUGCAUCAGAAUUUUGUCAGAAAAAUAAAAUAAUAAAACAAUUGUUUGUUUAUUCUAUUGUCAAUUAUUAAAUAAAAACAAUUGGCCUAUCAAGUGUUGAUUAAGUUUAUUAAAUUGUUAAUAAAAAAACCAUCAAAAUGGUUAAAUUAACACCAGAUUUGAUUCAACAAUCAAUGCAGUAUAUAAAUCCAGUAAGAGACCGGGAACUUGAUCUUCGAGGUUACAAAAUUCCAACAAUUGAAAAUCUUGGUGCAACACUGGAUCAAUUUGAUACAAUUGAUUUUUCUGAUAAUGACAUAAGAAAAUUGGAUGGAUUUCCAUAUUUAAAAAGAAUAAAAACAUUAUUUUUUAAUAAUAAUAGAAUAAUAAGAAUAUCAGAUGGUUUGGAGCAUUGUAUACCAAAUUUGGAAACACUUAUGUUAACAGGAAAUAUGUUACAAGAACUUGGUGAUUUGGAUCCAUUGAUACAGCUUAAAAGUUUAACAAGUUUAUGCUUAUUACAAAAUCCAGUAUCAGCAAAACCACAGUAUCGUCAAUAUUGUAUUUAUCGUAUUCCACAAUUACGUUUAUUGGAUUUUAGAAAAAUUAAAGAAAAAGAACGUUUAGCAGCUGCUGAAUAUUUCAAGAGUAAACGUGGUAAAGAAAUGGCUAGAGAAAUAUCAAAAAAAGCUAAAUUACAAUCAAUGAUAGGAAUACCAGAUAAACCAGUUAUGACUAAUGAUGAAAAAAAUAAAAUAAGAGAAGCUAUAUCAUCAGCUUCAUCACUUGAAGAAGUCAGAAGACUUGGUAAAUUACUACAAGCUGGUCAUAUUCCUGGAGGAGAACAACAAGAAAAUGGCAAUGGAGCAGAAGUUAUGGAAGAAGAAGAUGAUGAUGAUUGAGCGUAAGAAUCAUCGAAACAUUUUAAUUUAAUUAAAAUAAUAAAUUCAUUAAAAGUAAGUAUAACUGGUUAAUCAAUAAUCCUUUUUUUUUGUUUAUUUUUUUUUUUAUUGAUAAAGGAUUGAGGAAUAAUUGUAUGUUAUAUUAAGUUAAUAAGACAAUGGUUACUACACAAAUCAAU
Messenger RNA from Aphidius gifuensis, 1074 nucleotides. RefSeq names its product probable U2 small nuclear ribonucleoprotein A' (gene U2A). Gene Ontology annotation, cellular component: U2 snRNP. Gene Ontology annotation, molecular function: protein binding; U2 snRNA binding. Lineage: Eukaryota; Metazoa; Arthropoda; Insecta; Hymenoptera; Braconidae. The coding region runs from base 152 to 895 and encodes 247 amino acids. Gene Ontology annotation, biological process: mRNA splicing, via spliceosome. The record is from RefSeq and is a predicted model, not a curated record. The transcript is spliced from 4 exons.